Dreissena polymorpha is the source of this 4774-nucleotide messenger RNA. Its product is annotated as V-type proton ATPase 116 kDa subunit a 1-like. Gene Ontology annotation, molecular function: proton-transporting ATPase activity, rotational mechanism; ATPase binding. NCBI's taxonomy places the organism in Eukaryota, Metazoa, Mollusca, Bivalvia, Myida, Dreissenidae. The transcript has 26 exons. Gene Ontology annotation, biological process: proton transmembrane transport; vacuolar acidification. The coding region runs from base 217 to 2910 and encodes 897 amino acids. Gene Ontology annotation, cellular component: vacuolar proton-transporting V-type ATPase, V0 domain; plasma membrane; vacuolar proton-transporting V-type ATPase complex. The record is from RefSeq and is a predicted model, not a curated record.
CGAUUAUAGCAAUAAAUCGUUUGCUGAUCCAGAGUGAGCAAGUAACGACAACUGUGCGUGGAGCUUGGUUCAUAACAUCCGGUCGGCUGAUAAUUUCCUGUUCCGGUCAUCACCUGACAUCAGAUGACAGGAAAGGGAUCAAAGUGACAUUUGUGUGAUUGUUCGGUAAGAUACAGUUUUACAAUAAAGUCUACCAGACGCUGAGAGCACAUCAACAUGGGGGCUUUUUUCCGCAGUGAGGAGAUGACCCUGUGUCAGCUCUUCCUGCAGUCUGAUGCAGCCUACGCCUGCGUGUCUGAGCUGGGAGAAAUGGGCCUUGUGCAGUUUAAGGAUUUGAAUUCAGAUACAAAUGCUUUUCAACGGAAGUUUGUCAAUGAAAUCAUGAGAUGUGAAGAAAUGGAGAGGAAAUUAAGAUACAUUGAAAAGGAGCUAAAAAAGGACGAUAUGAAGGUUCCUGACUCGGAUUCCAAUCCGAAAGCACCUGCUCCAAAAGAGAUGAUUGAUCUAGAGGCAACCUUUGAGAAGAUUGAGUCUGAGUUACGUGAAGUGAACACAAAUGCUGAGGCACUGAAGAAGAACUUCCAGGAACUCACUGAGCUCAAGGAAGUGCUCACCAAGACCCAGGUCUUCUUUCGGGAGUAUGGAUCAGUGGGCGGUGAGCAAUCAGGACUUAAUGUGAUUGAGGAUGCACAGAAUGCACUGGUUCAGGAGGAGAGGGGAGGCACUGCAGUCCAGCUUGGGUUCAUAGCUGGUGUGAUCCCCCGUGAGAAGGUGCCUGCCUUCGAGAGGAUGCUGUGGUUUGCCUGCCGUGGCAAUGUCUUCCUGCGCUAUGAUGAGAUCACACAGGCCCUUGAGGAUCCUCACACUGGUGACGAGGUCCACAAGGGCGUGUUCAUCGUUUUCUUUCAAGGGGAGCAACUUAAGUCUCGAGUCAGGAAGAUCUGUGAAGGGUUUCGUGCCACUUUGUACCCAUGUCCUGAGACUGCCCAGGAGCGACAGGAGAUGUUGAAGGGAGUGAACACACGCCUUGAGGACCUCACCAUUGUGUUAAAGCAGACAAAGGACCACAGACACCGUGUGCUGGUCAGUGCCCAGAAGGAGAUCCACAACUGGAUCAUCAAGGUGAAGAAGAUCAAGGCUAUCUACCACACGCUGAACAUGUGCAACUUUGAACACUCCCGUAACAACCUGAUAGCCGAGUGCUGGACGCCUGUCAAGGUGCUGGACCAGGUGCAGGAUGCCCUUCGACAUGGUCAGGAGAUGAGUGGUAGCAGUGUGCCCAACAUCCUGCACCGUAUGAAGUGUAAGGAAACACCCCCGACCUACUUCACGACCAACAAGUUUACAAAGAUCUUCCAGAGCAUUGUGCACUCGUACGGAGUUGCCGGAUACAGGGAAGUUAACCCAGCCCUGUACACGAUCAUCUCCUUCCCGUUCCUGUUUGCGGUGAUGUUUGGAGACACUGGGCACGGGUUUAUCAUGUUCCUCUUUGGCCUGUGGCUGGUUGUCUGCGAGAAAUCACUGACGUCUUCCAAAAACAGCAAUGAGAUCUUCAAGAUGAUGGUGGGUGGUCGCUACAUCAUUCUCCUCAUGGGUCUGUUCUCCCUCUACACGGGUGUCAUCUACAACGACUUCUUCGCCAAGUCUAUCAACCUGUUUGGCACCUCUUGGAAGUUCAACUACACGCAGACGACCUUGGAUAGCUCGCAUUCCAUCCAGAUGAAACCAGAGGACAUGUUUGAUAAUGUGACAAAGAGUGCCUACCCACUUGGUCUGGAUCCUAUCUGGCAGGCCAGUAUCAACAAGAUCACGUUCACCAACUCGUUCAAGAUGAAGCUGUCCGUCAUCCUAGGUGUCUCCCAGAUGUUGAUGGGUGUCUUCCUCAGCAUCUUCAACCACAUACACUUCCGUCACUACGUGUACAUCCUGGUACAGUUCAUCCCGGAGGUCCUGUUCAUGCUGUGUAUCUUUGGCUACCUCAUUGCGCUCAUCUUUGUCAAGUGGAUCACGUACAACGCCCACUGUGCCUCCUGCACCCCCUCCAUCCUCAUCCACUUCAUCAACAUGUUUCUGAUGAAGUACACAAAGCCGAACAUGACAGAGGCGUACAAUUGUGACAUGAUGUCGCCCACCGGCCCCUACGUGCAGAAACAGCUGGGGUGCGACUCCCAGACCAUCUUCUACCCCCACCAGCAGGAGAUCCAGACUGCUCUUAUCCUGGUUGCCCUGCUCUGUAUACCAAUACUGCUCCUCGCUAAGCCCUUCAUCCUGCGAGCCCAGCACAACGCCAAGAUGAGGAUGGCCGAUGGAAGGAAGCAGGCACUUGGAGCCACCUCGCACGAGCAACUUGUUAACAACGAGGAACUGGAAGGUCAUGAGUUGAAAAGCGGUGAAAAUGGUAAAACUGGCAUAGAGAUGGCGGGUGUGAGCAGCAGUCACGUUGCAGUGGCGGUCUCCAUCAAUGGAGGGACGGGCCAGACUGCAGUCACCAUGGACGAGCAUGAGGAGGAGGAGGAGAAGUUUGACUUUGGCGAGCUGUUUGUGGGUCAGGCUAUCCACACCAUUGAGUACUGCCUUGGUUGUGUGUCCCACACCGCCUCCUACCUGCGACUCUGGGCCCUCAGUCUUGCCCACGCACAGCUGUCCGAGGUGCUGUGGGGCAUGCUGUUCCGUGCGGGCCUGAAGAUGGAUGCUCCCUACUGGGGUGGUAUUAUUGUCUGGGCCGUGUUUGGUGCCUUUGCGGUCCUCACUGUCUGUGUACUGCUGGUCAUGGAGGGGCUCUCUGCUUUCCUGCAUACCUUGCGUCUACACUGGGUGGAGUUCCAGAGCAAGUUCUACCAUGGAGACGGUUACCUGUUUGAUCCGUUCAAUUUCAAGGAGCAGAUGGACCCCACCUUGGAGGACAAGUAGACGGACCACCACUGGGGAAAACUACAUCUAGCCAAGGACUUCAUACAUUAUAGAGCUACAUAUAACCAGGAUAUGUGACAAAAACGUCAGUGAAUUUUAUCAGGGGAAAAAACUUCAGUGAGAAAUAUCAGACUUAGAGUGAAUCUAGCCCAAUAGCUUGGAAACUGUGUUAUGGAAUUAUGCAUUGUCACCAAGUGCCUUGUACAACUUGUGUAGGCUACACAAAUGUUAUUGUUACUUCAUUUUAAUUGAAUGCUUGCAAAGAAACUUAAGUUGUUAUUUUAAUAAUCCAGAUUGAUUUAUAUAGAAUCCAAUUUAUAAUUUUGCUAAAAUAUGUUAACACCAAUAUUUUUUCAAUGUUUAAAACAAAACGAAUUUGUGGAUGUCUUCCAAUUAUUUUUUGAAAAUGAAAACAUUCCAUUUUAAAUUUUAGUGUCAUUGUUUCUUUUGUUUUAUAUAGAGAAAUGUUACAAACUUCACUGAAAUUUUAGGAAAAGAUUCAUGACUUAAAGACAAAGAAUAACAAGGAGGUUCAAAUGACAACUUUAUCUCCUGUUGAGAUUCUUUUGACCUUGAAGAGGUGACCUUGACUUUCAGUCGUCUUGAUUGAAAUUGACUCAUAACUUCUGAAUAUAAUCUCAAGGACAUUAACAGCAGUAGAAAUUUCCGUAAUAUAAUUAUUGGAAAUAUGAAGCAUAUAUGAAAACUAAAUGUACACUCAUUUUACAAUGUCGUAACAUUUUUAGCUCACCUGAGCACAACGUGCUCAUGGUGAGCUUUUGUGAUUGCUUUUUGUCCGUCGUCCGUUGUGCUGCGUCAACAUUUGCCUUGUUAACUCUCUAUAGGCCACAUUUAUUGUCCAAUCUUCAUGAAAUUUGGUCAGAAGAUUGGGUUCAAUGAUAUCUUGAAUGAGUUCAAAAAUAAUUACGUUUGCUUGAAAAACAUGGCUGCCAAGGGGUAGGGCAUUUUUCCUUAUAUGGCUAUAGUAAAAUCUUGUUAACACUCUAGAGGCCACAUUUAUUGUCUGAUCUUCAUAAAACUUGGUCAGAAGAUUCAUUCCAAUAAUAUCUUGGAUGAGUUCGAAAAUGAUGCUGGCUGGUUGAAAAACAUGGCCGCCAGGGGCAUUUUUCCUUAUAUGGCUAUAGUAAAACAUUGUUAACACUCUAGAGGCCACAUUUAUUUUCCAAUCUUCAUGAAACUUGCUGAGAAGAUUUGUCCCACUGAUAUCUUGGAUGAAUUCAAAAAUGGUAACCUUUGCUUGAAAAACAUGGCUGCCAAGGGGCGGGGCAUUUUUCCUUGUAUGGCUUUAUAUGGUUAUAGUAAAACCUUGUUAACACUCUAGAGGCCACAUUUAUUUUCCGAUCUUCAUGAAACUUGGUCAGAAGAUUUGUCCCAAUAAUAUCUUGUUAUCUCAGGUGAGCGACUUUGGGCCUUUCAGGCCCUCUUGUUGUAUUGUGUGGUGCUUAAAAUUAGAUUGUCAUUUAGCAUAUUGAAGAUAUUGCAUGAGAAACAUGCAGACUAUAGCGCUUAAUGACAAUUAAUUUUACUACUUAAUUAGUUCCUUUCCAUGAAGAACACAAAACCUUCGCUUCAGUACCCUGAAUGUUCUUUCAAUAACAUUUCUGGCGUCUUAAAAGUGUCGUCAUGCUUGAUUUUGUCCAGUGUAAUCCUUAAUCAUUGACGUAUCACUUUAGGGACCGUAAAUCUGUCAAAUAGUUGAAUUUGUCUAAGUCAAAUACAUUGCUUUUUUUUUUAAAACGUGCACCUGUUUUGUUUUCUUAAAAUCGCUUACCAAAACUAUAUACUUCAAAAGAUAAAGUGUUUUGUAUGAUAAUUGUUAUCAUAAUAAAAAAAAAAAGCUACA